AUGCUUGAGAAAAUGAAAAUGGAAAAGGAGAAGACCGAGGAAAUGUUGAAGGUGAAAGAUAAGAUGCUGAAGAUGAAGGAGGAGGAGCUUGAUGGGAAGGAAAAAGCGCAGGAGAAGCUUCAUAAGGAGUUGAAGAAAUUGCACAAAAUGAAGGAGUUCAAGCCCAACAUGAGGAUUGCUCUUGCCUUUAGAGCUUGGAAUUGUCAUGUAAUUGAAUCUGUCUUCACUGGUUCUUUCAGGGUUUUCAAAGGUUUAAUUCUGAAAAUUUUUCUUCAGGUUUUUCCUAUUAUAAAGAAGGAUCAAGACAAGAAGGACAGGAAGAAGGGCGGAUGUCCCGAAAAGAAAAGACCAUCUCCACCCUACAUUCUCUGGUGCAAAGAUCAGUGGAAUGAGGUGAAGAAAGAGAACCCAGAGGCGGAUUUCAAGGAGAUCUCAAACAUUUUGGGUGCAAAAUGGAAGAAUGUUCGUGCUGAGGAGAAGAAGUCUUAUGAGGAAAAAUAUCAGGCUGACAAGGAUGCCUAUCUGCAGGCAAUGGCCAAGGAUAAUAGUGAAAGUGAAGCAAUGAAGCUUUUAGAAGAUGAUCACAAACAGAAAACAGCUAUGGAGCUGCUUGAUCAAUAUCUUCUGUUCAAACAUGAUGCAGAAAAGGAGAACAAGAAGACAAAGAAAGAGAAGAAUCCAAUGAAACCAAAGCAACCCAUGACAGCAUUUUUCCUCUUUGCAAAUGAGAGGAGGGCAAUUCUUCUAGCUGAGCCCAAGAAUAUUUUGGAGGUGGCUAAGAUAUCUGGUGAAGAAUGGAAGAACAUGACCGAAAAAGAAAAAGAGCCUUAUGAAGAAUUGGCAAAGAAGAACAAGGAGAAAUAUGCUCAAGAAAUGGAGGCAUACAAACGAAUGAAGGAUGAAGAAGUUAACAAUCUCAAAAAGGAGGAGGAGGAGCUGAUGAAACUUCAUAAACAUGAAGCCUUGCAACUGCUAAAGAAGAAAGAGAAGACUGAAAACAUAAUCAAGAAAACUAAAGAGAAGCGUCAAAAGAAGAAGCUGAACACUGAUCCUAACAAGCCUGCUUCCUCAUUCCUUUUGUUCAGCAAAGAAGCAAGGCAAGCUUUGUUGCAGCAGCGGGCUGGGACUAACUGCUCUACCCUUAGUGCUCUGAUGCCAGUGAAAUGGAAGGUAAAAUUCUAUAUUUGGGUUCCUAUAUAAAGAUCGUCAUGUUGAGAAAGUAUACUGAUGUUGACAUAUUUCUGGGUAACCGGAACUCAACGAGGAAGAAAAGCAACAGUGGAAUGCCAAGACAGCUGAAGCAAAGCUGGAUUUAAAUCGAGUUUAUUUGAUUUAAGUUUAAA
Mangifera indica (mango) is the source of this 1343-nucleotide messenger RNA. Its product is annotated as high mobility group B protein 6-like. The transcript has 6 exons. NCBI's taxonomy places the organism in Eukaryota, Viridiplantae, Streptophyta, Magnoliopsida, Sapindales, Anacardiaceae. The record is from RefSeq and is a predicted model, not a curated record. Bases 1 to 1200 code for a protein of 399 amino acids. Gene Ontology annotation, molecular function: DNA binding.